CUUAGUAAAAUGGCAACCAGAACACUUGUCAACUUUUAGGAAUGAAACUUCUUGCAUCUUUUUGAAGGAUGAACGCUUCCAGUUUGAGAUAUGGGAAGAAAUUCUUCUUAAAUUUCUAAAAAGGGAAUUUAUGCGUUUUAAGGAUGCUGUGGUGCAAUGGACCAUGCAUCCUUGGGAAAGAGAUGCUCGCAUGGCAAGGAAGGCUUUGAAAAGAGGCAGUCAAGCAUAUGGCCUACUCAUUGAACUUGCAUGCACCAGAUCAUCAGACGAGCUCUUGGGAGCUAGGAGAGCAUACCAGUCCCUCUACAGUGAAUCCAUCGAGGAAGACGUUGCUUGCCAAGUUGAAGGGUGCAAUGGACCAUGCAUCCUUGGGAAAGAGAUGCUCGCAUGGCAAGGAAGGCUUUGAAAAGAGGCAGUCAAGCAUAUGGCCUACUCAUUGAACUUGCAUGCACCAGAUCAUCAGACGAGCUCUUGGGAGCUAGGAGAGCAUACCAGUCCCUCUACAGUGAAUCCAUCGAGGAAGACGUUGCUUGCCAAGUUGAAGGCAUCCAACGCCAGGUUAGUACCACUUUUAGUAUAAAAAAAAAA
This is a messenger RNA of Vitis vinifera (wine grape), 588 nucleotides long. RefSeq names its product annexin D4-like. The coding region runs from base 131 to 406 and encodes 91 amino acids. Gene Ontology annotation, cellular component: cytoplasm. Lineage: Eukaryota; Viridiplantae; Streptophyta; Magnoliopsida; Vitales; Vitaceae. The transcript is spliced from 2 exons. The record is from RefSeq and is a predicted model, not a curated record. Gene Ontology annotation, molecular function: calcium ion binding; calcium-dependent phospholipid binding.